Epinephelus lanceolatus (giant grouper) is the source of this 655-nucleotide messenger RNA. It is a transcript of the gene rnaseh2c, whose product is annotated as ribonuclease H2, subunit C. The record is from RefSeq and is a predicted model, not a curated record. Lineage: Eukaryota; Metazoa; Chordata; Actinopteri; Perciformes; Serranidae. Gene Ontology annotation, biological process: RNA catabolic process. Gene Ontology annotation, cellular component: ribonuclease H2 complex.
CGUCCAAUCACACGCAGCGACCGGCGCUACCCGGAAAUGGUCCAAUAUUACAUUUCAUUUACAGAAAACGUUGGAAAAGUGCUGAAAGGAUGUCCUGUAACACCAGUGUGACUCGUGUCCUUGUGUCAUCUGAGGGCCAAGCACAGCGGGUCCCAGUCCAGUUGAUGCCCUGUGAGAUUGAACACAGUGGACCGGCCUCGGUCUCACAGUACCUCACUGCUACCACGAAAGAUGGCAAACUAGAAAAGACAGUGUCAUUCAGAGGGCGUGGGUUGAAGGGACAGGAGCUCAGCUGUCCACAUGGCUACACUGGCUUGGUGCUAAAAGAGAUCAACAAGCCCGGCUCAGACCAAGAGGACAGGACAGUGAAGGUAACCUCUGUGUUUGACAAGCUGACCUACUGGAACCUGGAGACGCCUCCGAACUCAGACGAUACAGUUGUGAUGGCGAUGGAUUGGCCAGAGCUGGCUGAGGCGAUCCACGGGCCAGUGGAAGACUGAAGAGGUUUCCGGCCACACUCAGUGAAAGAAAGGCUUAUAACGAGUGUUAUUCAGUGUUACUAUAGCAGAGUAAUGAGCAACAGAUGUAAUGUUUAUAUUUUUGUAUAUGUUCUUUUGUAGUGAAACACAGAAAAUAAAAGAUACUGCUGACUGGA